CUCGGAGUCGUGGCUUAAGGCGGGUUCUCCAAUCUCCAGGCUGCAACUGGCUGCCUUGCUCAGGACCCAGUGUGAUCACUUCCUGUGGAGUUUCCCCAGCCCAAGGAGGAGGGGGAAGAGGACGAGAGGGAGGCGAGCGGUCGUUCGGGGUUAGGUUGGGGGGUGUCAGUCCGUUCAGGGCGGGUGAUGACUCACGGCCCAUCCCAUCUUCCCGACGCCGCCCGCCCACGCAGAGCUAGCUCCAUGGCUUAACGGAGGAGGCAGCGGCAAGCGGGGGGGAGGGGACUCUUAUUUUGUUAGGGGGACCGGGCCAAGGCCCGACCGGCCUGGCAGGGCUCGCCCGGAGCCGGGCGUCAUGUCUCAUGCAGCCGAGCCAGCUCGGGACGGCGUAGAGGCCAACGCGGAGGUCCCUCGAGCCGUGUUCCUGCUGUUGGAAGAGCGCAGACCAGCUGACUCGGCCCAGCUGCUCAGCCUGAAUUCUUUGCUUCCGGAAUCCGGGAUUGUUGCUGACAUCGAGUUAGAAAACAUCCUUGAUCCUGACAGCUUCUACGAGCUCAAAAGCCAACCCCUACCCCUCCGCUCCAGCCUCCCAAUAUCACUGCAGGCCACGCCGAGCACCCCAGCUACCCUCUCUGCAUCGUCUUCCGCAGGGGGCUCCCGGACCCCUGCCAUGUCAUCCUCUUCAUCACGGGUCUUGCUGCGUCAGCAGCUUAUGAGGGCCCAGGCCCAGGAGCAGGAGAGGCGUGAACGCCGAGAACAGGCUGCGGCCGCUCCCUUCCCCAGCCCCGCGCCCGCCUCACCAGCCAUCUCUGUGAUCGGCGUAGCUGCUGGUGGCCACACACUGAGUCGCCCACCACCUGCUCAGGUGCCCAGGGAGGUACUCAAGGUUCAGACCCACCUGGAGAACCCUACACGUUACCACCUGCAGCAGGCUCGCCGGCAGCAGGUGAAACAGUACUUGUCAACCACACUUGGGCCCAAGCUGGCAUCCCAGGCCCUCACCCCACCACCAGGGCCUUCCAGUGCCCAGCCACUUCCUGCCCCUGAAACUGCUCAUGCUACCGGCCCUACAGGCAGCGCUCCCAACAGCCCCAUGGCACUGCUCACCAUUGGGUCCAGCUCCGAAAAGGAGAUUGAUGAUGUCAUUGAUGAGAUCAUCAGCCUGGAGUCCAGUUACAACGAUGAGAUGCUCAGCUAUCUUCCCGGAGGCACUGCGGGGCUGCAGCUCCCCAGCACGCUGCCUGUGUCAGGAAAUCUUCUCGAAGUGUACAGCAGUCAGGGUGCGGCCACCCCAGCCAUCACUGUCAGUAAUUCCUGUCCCGCUGAGCUGCCCAACAUCAAACGGGAGAUCUCCGAAACCGAGGCAAAGGCCCUUUUGAAGGAGCGACAGAAGAAAGACAAUCACAACCUAAUUGAACGACGCAGGCGAUUCAACAUUAACGAUAGGAUCAAAGAACUGGGCACCCUCAUCCCCAAGUCCAAUGAUCCGGAGAUGCGCUGGAACAAGGGCACCAUCCUGAAGGCAUCUGUGGAUUAUAUCCGCAAACUCCAGAAGGAACAGCAACGCUCCAAAGACCUGGAGAGCCGGCAGCGGUCCCUGGAACAAGCCAACCGCAGCCUGCAGCUCCGGAUUCAGGAGCUAGAACUGCAGGCUCAGAUCCAUGGUCUGCCAGUACCUCCCAACCCAGGACUGCUCUCCCUAGGCACGAGUUCGGUCUCUGACAGCCUCAAGCCAGAACAGCUGGACAUUGAGGAGGAGGGCAGGCCGGGCACCACGUUUCCUGUGUCAGGGGGGCCUGCCCCGAACGCUCCUCCUCAUCAGCCAGCGCCGCCUUCCGAUGCCCUUCUGGACCUGCACUUUCCCAGCGACCACUUGGGGGACCUGGGGGACCCCUUCCACCUAGGGCUAGAGGACAUUCUGAUGGAGGAGGAGGGGAUGGUGGGCGGCCUGUCAGGGGGUGCCCUGUCCCCACUGCGGGCUGCUUCUGACCCCCUGCUUUCUUCAGUAUCCCCGGCCGUUUCCAAGGCCAGCAGCCGCCGCAGCAGCUUCAGCAUGGAGGAGGAAUCCUGAUCGGGCCUCAGGCCUCCCCUCGGACUUCCCCACCCAGGGAAGGAGGACGAGCCUGGAGGAGACCCUGCCUUUUCCCCUACCCUCCUGUGAGACUGUCCUGUCCAGGAAAUCUGGGGGAAGAGGAGUUGCAGUCAGGCCCCAAACCUGUAAUAGGCAAGGAGGAGGAAUCAGGUGAGGCCCCGCCCCUUUUCCAGAGGACCCGCCCUGUCCAGGUACUUGUGAGGGAGAAGGCAGGAGAGAGCUGGGGAAGUUCUGGUCAUCACUUGAGCAUCAUAGCCUUACCCCUUGGCCCUGGUCCUACUCCUGCCUAUGUGAUGGAAGGGGGUAGGAUAACUAGGGACCCUUAGAAACAGGUCUGUGAAGGAGAGGAAUGCUACUCCAUUCCUUCUCUGAGAAUUGCCAGUUCAGCUUUUUCUGGCACUGGAAGAAGAAAAAUAAAAAUAGUGUCCCACCCCUGGAGGGUUAGUCCCUACCCCUUCCUUAUGACCCCUGACUUGUUCUUGCCCGUUCCCCUGGGGCCCAUCCCUUCUCUAGGAAAAGCUCAGCACAGGUUAUUGCACAGAUGGCGGAAUCGCCAGGCUCUGAGUGCCGGUGCAGAGGCCCCAGCCCUGGCCCUUAGCAGCACACCAUGCAAGCAUUCCGUUCAGCAGGGAGGACCCAGGCUCCCUGCCUACACCUGGGACCAACCCAGGACCUGACGUGUGAGGGCUCUGUGCUGACCUUAUUCUUAGGGAAGGGAACUGAUUUGGAAAUCUUGUGGAUUGACAUUCUAGACCUAGAUCAAGUGAGACUUAGAUCCUCACCCUAGGGACGAGAUCUUGCCUUUUCUGCCUUGAGGGGCAGUUUGGGGAGAUGGUAGGGAUUAGUGUGGACCCAGUCUAGGCACCCCAAUACUUCCCUUCAAUGUGUAGAAAAUAGUAAAGAAAGGGCGGGUCUAGUCUGCUUACCAGCCCAGAGAAACAUUAGACGUCUCCCCUAAAAGGCAGGGGCCUGGAGGAAUGGUGGCAAAGGUAUAAUGUAUCCCUCAUUUGUUGGUAAAUUUUUUUAUGGAACCCACCCACUCAGAAGUUGGGUCAACCCAGACCUCUGCCCCAUCCACACCAUAGUUCUCCAUUUGGGGGACUACCCGUGUUUCAGAGCCAGUCCCCACCUAGUCCAAUCCCCGCCACCUACAUCCAAGGUCUUCAGCUUUAAAUUGCUGGGGCCAGGCCCCAAGGAGGGUUUACUGAGGGGUCUGUAGGUUUGACUAAAAUAAUAAAUGCUAGGCGUGUUUGAUGCGCUUUUAACUUUGA
Messenger RNA from Apodemus sylvaticus (European woodmouse), 3363 nucleotides. RefSeq names its product transcription factor binding to IGHM enhancer 3 (gene Tfe3). Gene Ontology annotation, molecular function: DNA-binding transcription factor activity, RNA polymerase II-specific; protein dimerization activity; RNA polymerase II cis-regulatory region sequence-specific DNA binding. The record is from RefSeq and is a predicted model, not a curated record. Gene Ontology annotation, cellular component: nucleus. Gene Ontology annotation, biological process: regulation of transcription by RNA polymerase II; humoral immune response; regulation of osteoclast differentiation. The transcript is spliced from 10 exons. Bases 356 to 2071 code for a protein of 571 amino acids. NCBI's taxonomy places the organism in Eukaryota, Metazoa, Chordata, Mammalia, Rodentia, Muridae.